Molecule: messenger RNA, 1859 nt
Organism: Cydia fagiglandana
Lineage: Eukaryota; Metazoa; Arthropoda; Insecta; Lepidoptera; Tortricidae
Product: zinc finger protein OZF-like
Exons: 2
Coding region: 141-1640 (499 amino acids)
Biological process (GO): regulation of transcription by RNA polymerase II
Cellular component (GO): nucleus
Molecular function (GO): DNA-binding transcription factor activity, RNA polymerase II-specific; copper ion binding; RNA polymerase II cis-regulatory region sequence-specific DNA binding
Source: RefSeq, a predicted model, not a curated record
AAUUGUAUUUACUAAUAAAUGUGUAGCAUUUUGCGUAAUAACUUCCUUUUUUAAAAACUUAUUUAAUCGAUGCCCUUCUUCGAUUAAUAACUUACCGCGUCAAACUAACCUGCGCAUACACAUAAACACGUAAAAACAGUAUGUCACUGGAAGAAAGUAUAAAAGAGGAAGACGAGUGCAUAAAAGAGGAGCCUCACUGUCAUAUUGACCAUCAUCUAAGCACUGGGCUGGACCCUGUAGUGCGUAUAAAGGCAGAGUCUGAAUGUGCCACAGAUAUACCAGAGAGCAAAGAGGAUUCAGAAGAUAUUGUGAGGGAUGAGCUGGCUGGGUAUACCGGCCAGGAAGUGAAGAAUGAACUUGACCUGGCCUCGGAACUGUUACGUCAGAUCGAAGAUGACCAUAUUUCAAUUGAUGGAUGGAUGGAAACACAGAUUAAGGAGGAGACAAAUCCGGAGUUUUUAAGUUGUGUCAAGCAAAUAUUGCACCAGAAUUGUGUUGUCAAACUCGAGCGCAUACCUAUUGAUAAUUUCAAGAAAUCUCAACGCCAUUCAUUGCCCAGGUUAACUUCUAUUCCAACAGCAAAACUGAAGAGAACAAGAAAAAAUUGUAACAAAAAGACCCUUAAAGUUGCGAAGAAAGUUUACAUUUGUGAUACUUGCAGCAAACCAUAUGCAAGGAGAGCUUCAAUUAUCAAACACUUACUAAAUAAAAUGUGUGGAAAACCUUACGCUUGUGAAAUAUGUCAAAAGAAGUUCCCGUACCCUUCGUCUUUACGUAACCAUAAGUUAACUCAUUCAGGGGAGAAACAUUUGUAUGAAAAACCUUACGCUUGUGAAAUAUGUCAAAAGAAGUUCCCGUACCCUUCUUCUUUACGUAACCAUAAGUUAACUCAUUCAGGGGAGAAACAUUUGUAUGAAAAACCUUACGCUUGUGAAAUAUGUCAAAAGAAGUUCCUGUACCCUUCGUCUUUACGUGAACAUAAGUUAACUCAUUCAGGGGAAAAACCUUACGCUUGUGAAAUAUGUCAAAAGAAGUUCCCGUACCCUUCGUCUUUACGUAAACAUAAGUUAACUCAUUCAGGGGAGAAACCUUUCAAGUGUGAACUAUGUGGAAGAAAGUUUGCCACUCAGUCAUCCUUGAAAUACCAUGUUCUUACACACAUGGAUGACCGUCUGUUUUCUUGUGAUAUAUGUAACAAGAGAUUUAAUUACGAAAGAAAUUUAAUCAACCAUAAACGUUCUCACUCGGACGAGAAGCCUUUUGAGUGCGAUGUUUGUGGGAAGCGAUUGAAACAUAAAGAAAGUUUGGACGAGCAUUUACAAACGCACGGAUUUUACGGUAGUAAACAGAUGUUUUCCUGCGACUUUUGUGAAAGUAAGUUUGGUCGAAAGUCCCAUUUGGUUAUACAUGAGAGAAGACACACUGGCGAAAAGCCAUUUCCAUGUGAAGUUUGCAAAAAGGGUUUUAUUUCUAACUCAGUGUUAACAUCACAUAUGAGAAUACACACCGGGGAAAGACCUUAUGCCUGCGAAAUAUGCCCAAUGCGGUUCACAACAAGUGGAAGAUUGAGUUUCCAUAAGCAAAAGCAUUCAAGAGCGAAUUAUAAGCCACGAAUUUGUCAAGGGCAAGUGUUUAAGUGAAAUUUCAGAGGGUAUCAAAUUUUCUUGCGCAGUGUAAUCAUUAAAUUUGUUGAAACUUCACGAAAAAAUUAAGGACAAACUGUUUGCUUUUUUUGUUUUGUAUUUAAUUAUACGUCGUAUAACUGAGGCGGUUUGUAAGAAGUUAAUGGUCAGCUUUUAGUCCCAAAACUCAGGCAAGAAAAUUACAUUUACGUCCGUCUGAAAAGGUAUAAUUUGUUA